AUGUAUCAGCACGCAGACGAAUCAGAAGAGGAGGACACGAUCAUCUCCGACGAAGAAUGCGAGCCUUUGCGACUGCUGACAGAGGAGGGACGGUCCUCGCCCCUUCGAGCCUAUUUGGUCCGAUCUCUCGCUCUCCUUUGCGCCUGCUCUCUGAGCAUCGGCAGUCAUUAUGCAUCAUACAUAUUGGGACCGCUCAAGUCGCGACUGUCACGGGAGAUGGGCACGAAUAACACGGAAUUCUCCCUACUCAUCUCCGCAUUCUCUCUGAAUAGCACGUGGACCCCGUUGGUCGGCGGAUUGCUUGCCAGUCGACUCGGAACAACGACAACGAGUAUCCUGGCUACCGGAGUUAUCUUCCUAGGCCAGGCUUUGCUUCUAUUCGGCAACCUCACCGACAGCGUUCGCUUCAUGACCUUCGGUAUGUGGGUCUAUGGCCUCGGAGUUAGCCCACUGGCGGUUGUGCAAGAGACCAUCAUCGUACGGUUCUUUAGAUCGCAUGGCCUCGGGAUCUCGCUCGCGUUAGGCUUGGUCGCUGGCAAGGGUGCAUCAUUCGUAUCCGCUCGCACUUCCUAUCCCCUUUCGGAACGCUUUGGACCGCACGCACCGUUCUACGCCUCGACAAUCCUCACUGCCGUAUCCUUCACUGUCAACAUCAUCUACGUGUGCGCGUCGAAGUGGCUCAUCCGUGGUGCCGGCGCCGAACUUGAGGCCUCCGAGAUCAAGGAUGAGGCUGAGAACAGUCAUAUUUGCCUGACAGAGGCAGAGGCUCUGAAAAAGGUGGCGAAGAAACGUAUGGUGUAUCUCCGGGACAUAACAAAGUUGGGUGACGUAUUUUGGGCUUACAUCGGCCUUAAUGUUCUAUGCGGUGCUAUAUGGGCGCCGUUCACCCACCUUGCCGCGAAUAUCAUUGAGAGAAGGUUCGGGUUGAGCGAGCGGGACGCCAGUACAACAGGAUCGUACCUGCUUGCUGGAAGUGUGCUCCUAUACCCUGUGACUGGCAUCAUCGUGGAUCGCGUGAAGACCCGCGGAUUUGUCACGCAGCUGCUCACUGCAUCUUCCGUCUUUACUCUGCUGUGUUACGCGUGGUUUGCUUUGCCGCCGGAGUGGACCAAGACACCAAUGCCUGCUGUCGCUGCGUUUGCUUCUGGUCAUGGGUUCUCUCCUCUACUCCUUGUGGUCAUUGUCCCAACAUUGGUCCCGGCCAAGUAUAUCUCGACGACACUAGGUGCCCAUAAAGCGCUCGAGCAAGUUGGGUCGACGGCCUUCCAAACUCUCGCUGGUGUCGCUUUGGAUAUCAAAGGCAAAGGCAAGAAUGCAGAGUUAAGCUCAUUGACUGGCGACGACAAGGAUCUUCAAUACCUGUUGAAUGCCUUCCUGCUCCUCAACGUUCUGCAAUUUGCUGCUGUCAUUGGACUCUCUCGCCUUGAACGUAGACGAAGAGAAGCUGUUGCUCUUCGCCGGAGCGCUCGUCUAUCCGCGGUGCCAAGUGAAGUUGGCCAUGAUGACGAUGCACCACCCCCGAAAGCCGAGGACUCGCGCGGACGAAAAAUCUGGCGCGUCACCUCAAGCGAAGUAGUGAUCGGUGAAUGCAGUCGAGGGCAAUCAUGUUGUCGUGCAGACUCUUCCGGGGCAGCGGAGAGUGUCCCUCUUCUCCGAGAUUCCUCGCGGACAGCGUCUUACCAAGACAACCGCUUUCUGAUUUCACCAAUUAGUCCUCGCAGUCAUUCCCGGAGCACGCUCAGAGUGUCAAGAUCAAAGGCAGUGAUACGACGAGGCGAGUUGUUCGCGGCGAUGUCGGCAAUGAUGAUCGUAUUUGCAUGGGCGCUGUUCCUCGGGACGGCGUACUUGAAGCUGCGGUCCAAGGAGGAGAGGGGCAGCGCGGGAGUUAGAAUGCCUGUGAGCUGA
This is a messenger RNA of Laetiporus sulphureus 93-53, 1905 nucleotides long. RefSeq names its product MFS general substrate transporter. The record is from RefSeq and is a predicted model, not a curated record. Gene Ontology annotation, biological process: transmembrane transport. Bases 1 to 1905 code for a protein of 634 amino acids. The transcript is spliced from 8 exons. Lineage: Eukaryota; Fungi; Basidiomycota; Agaricomycetes; Polyporales; Laetiporaceae. Gene Ontology annotation, molecular function: transmembrane transporter activity.